CCCUUUGAUCCUUGUUUUCAACUCUUGUAACAUUGUGAUAAAUCUUUUAUAGACAGCUUUUCCAUUUCACCAAGAGUAACAUAUGCCACGGAAAUGUAUCAUAUAACAGGUGAUAAUACGUACAGCUAAAAUGGUGACAGGUGCGAGAUGGAAGAUAAACGGCGGGGAAAGGCUCAGAGUCCUCAGCAGUGGCCAGGUGGAGGACGGCAAGAAGUAGACAUGUUUGAUAGAGAAGCUCGCCCCCACAGUAUGGCAAGAAUUACACAGCCUGACUACCACUUCACAUCCCAGCAUUUAGCUGAUGACCCAGUAGAGAAGCAUGUUUUGUUUGCUGGGGUGAUUGAUGAUGUUUCUGCAACUAUGGACAUCACCAACAGAACAGAUGUGUUGCGUGUUAUUGACAAAGGAAAGAAACUUGGUGUCAUACCAAUGCAUGUGACAUAUGACCACUCAGCCAUCAUGAGUCUCAGCUUACACAAUAUUAAAAUCAUGAAACACAACAGCAAUGAAGAUCUUCUGCUAAGAAUUCCCAUGCAUGAAAUUGCUGCAAUCUGCUAUAUUAAAGAUGAUAAACAACACAUUCUGGCAAUUAAAUUUGGGACUCCAGAAGUGUGCCAGUUGGCUGUGCUGUAUUGUGACAGCAAGCCUGUUGCUGAAGAGUUGUGUGCCCUUGUGGGUCAGUGUUUCCGAUUGAUCUACACAGAAGCAAUGAUCGAAAUUCUCAACUCCUCUAUUGAUCCUACUGGAAUCCCUUCAACUGGAGGAUCUACAACUAUCCCAAACAAUGCAGCAAGUGAUUCUGUAAAUGGCAGUGACUCCAAGUCCAUUAGGGGUGGAGUUCCCAGUGAAGGAGGCAGCACAACUAGCUUUUCAGCAGAAGAGCUACUUAAAGACUACAUGAAAAAGCUUCACAAGGAGCUUGACGCAAGUGAACUGAAAAUCUUUGCACAAGCUCUGCAAGACUUGGAUAGUCGCUUUCAGGAUUUCUGUGAACGUGUGCUUCAGCUAUAUGGGGCAGAUCGCAAGCACUUGCUUGCAGAAAUGUUGCCUUUCAUUCCUGCGGACAACCUGCCAUACUUUGAGGAUUUCUUGGCUCAGAAUGGCAUUCUACUGCCUGAGAGCACUAGCACUCUGUCCAGUUACCGAAGUAACAUACGCAACUACCCAACGCGACGAUCUAUUGGAGAAGUGUCAACAACCAGCAGCAUCAGUAACAACCCCACAAGCGAUGAGGCACUGCACCAAUUGUUAGAGCUGACAGAGUCACAGUAUGACAGUGUUGUAGUUGACACCGAUCCUAACAAAUAUGUCCCCAGUGCUGAUUAUUGAUUAUAAGCUUUGUUUUCCUGGAGCUGAGUUCCAAUUACUCUUCAUAGCACCUGCAGAAGAAAAGUGGGAGGUAUUGGAGUGACACAGGCAUUAGAAAUCAUAGAAGGAUGCCAACAGUAAAAUUUGUUUUUUGAGAAACUGGAACAAGAGAAAUGCUUAAUAUGGAAUAUGAUUGCAGAUUAGAGGACUGGUCAAUUCAACCAUCAGUUCAUUUUGACCACAGUAUCAGUCAAUUCAACUUCAGCCCUGUCAAUUUGACUACUGCUUAUAGUUCAUUACACAAUAUCAUCAUUUGUGUGAUAAUUUGGCUACAAAAUAAGUGAAUUUUGAUGUUCUUUCCUUUCUCUUCCUUGGUUGAUAAAAGUCGUGUUUGUGGGUGAAAGAAAAAGAGAAUCCAAGUCCAAGUCAAAAUAAAUCGGAGUUUUCGACAUAUUCUGACAUCUUCACAAUUUUUAAACUUUAUGCUUUUAUUUUCUUUAAAGGAGCUGUGCCAUGCCAAUUGAUCUGCUAUUGCAUAAAUUAAACUAAGCAAGGAAUGUAUUUUUUUGUUCCUCAAGGUAUGUAGGUAUCCAUGUGCCAUAUUAUUUCUAACUGUAUCUGUUAUUCAUAACAAUGGCAGCCGACUUACAUAGGUCACUUGAUUAAUUUGCACAGAAAAAAAAAUUUUUUGCUUACAUACAGCAAGCGUUGAGUGCGUUAUUACAUUUAAUAGUAACUUCCAUACUUGGUGAUCAAAUCCACUGAGGCCAGUGGUCGAUUUAACUUUGGGUUGUGGAUGAAUCAGCUUACAGUCAUGGUCAAAUCAGAAAGUGAUCAAAUUGACCAGUAGUCACAGAUUACUCAGACUUAAAAACAAACCAGAACCUUUACUAGGUUACAAGUUUUUGCAAAGCUUUGUCUGCUUAUGUUUAUUUUUCCAUAUUUAGCAUGCCACAUUUAGCAUAGAGCAUGCUAGCUUUGUAUAAAGCUUUGAAGGAGACCUUUUUUUCCAGAAAUCUUUUUCUUUGUAGCAUUCUUUCUCUGUUUGCUUUUUUUCCUUUGGUUAUUAUGUUUUAUGUGAAACGUCCAGUGUGAGGGACAGGCUUGUUUCAGGGGUUAUUGUGGCAUAAAAUAUGAAUGUAAACAGACGUUGGUAAACAACUGCAUAACAUCCACUAUACUUGUCUCUCAGGUUUACUUCAACUUAUUUUGAAUCUCGGCUGUUCUUUACAUUUCCAGUGGUAUAUUCCAUGCAAGCAUAUUCACCAUGUUUGCAGUUUAGAUUUCUGGAUAAUGCCAACAAUCCUGUAUUAACUGGCUAGUGACUGACGAGUAGAUAUCUUGACCAUUCUGAACAGAGACCUGGUCAGCUGUGACUGGUUGAUGUCAAGAACGAUACCGUCAGGAUGUCUCUUGUUGGGCAAAAUUCUUUAAUGUAUCUAAAUUGCAUAUUAUUGUUCUGGUAUGUUGCUAUUCUUGAUGAAUUUUUGUUUAAUGAUGAGAUAUUCCCAUUUUGUCUUCCAUCUUUUAUGUUGAGUCAUUCAUGAUGUAAUCUGAAGACAAUGUUCUUAUAGAAUGUUUCUGGAUGUAAAGGGAUGUAUUUGAUUGCAAUUAAAAUUAUAAGAUAUAAUGGACGAACAGACAUUGCUCUGCAAACUUAGCUUGAAGCACACAUGGGGCUGUUGUUAAUAAUUGUUUGACACUCUUUAGUGAGUGGAUAAUUUUAUCAAAGUAAAAGUUUACAUUAAUAUGUGCCUUUAGGAUAUGUUUUUCGUGUAUAUAUGCAGUUUUAUAUCAAAAGGGGUCUCUUCCCUUACAUCAACUGUGCAGGUGUAAAUAAAUAUAAUAAAUGCUGACUUAUUUAAAGCUGUUUGGUAUCAGUAAACAGUCAUGAUUGUUAUAUCAUAAUAAAGUCCAAUAGUGCUGUUGGCAUUAAUAGUUGUUCUAAGUAUCAAUAAAGUGGAUGAUCAUGUUGCUUCUU
Pomacea canaliculata is the source of this 3289-nucleotide messenger RNA. RefSeq names its product cerebral cavernous malformations 2 protein-like. The record is from RefSeq and is a predicted model, not a curated record. The coding region runs from base 148 to 1329 and encodes 393 amino acids. Lineage: Eukaryota; Metazoa; Mollusca; Gastropoda; Architaenioglossa; Ampullariidae. The transcript has 12 exons.